Molecule: messenger RNA, 4485 nt
Organism: Rattus rattus (black rat)
Lineage: Eukaryota; Metazoa; Chordata; Mammalia; Rodentia; Muridae
Gene: Dync1li2
Product: dynein cytoplasmic 1 light intermediate chain 2
Exons: 13
Coding region: 196-1674 (492 amino acids)
Biological process (GO): microtubule-based movement; microtubule cytoskeleton organization
Cellular component (GO): cytoplasmic dynein complex; centrosome
Molecular function (GO): dynein heavy chain binding
Source: RefSeq, a predicted model, not a curated record
UGCCUGACCGAGCAACGUCCCUAGUUGCGGCGAUCCCGCGACCCGCAGGCGCACGCGGACAUAGCUGGCCCGUCGGGACGCGCUGGAUAACGAAGCUUCUGCGGCGUUGCGGGCGGGCAGCGCGGCCCUGCCGGGGUCCUUGCGGGUCCUCGGCGGGCCCGGGGGAGGGCCCUCUUUGUGGCUGCAGUUGGCAAGAUGGCGCCGGUGGGGGUGGAGAAGAAGCUGCUGCUGGGUCCCAACGGGCCCGCAGUGGCGGCUGCCGGCGACCUGACCAAUGAAGAGGAGGAAGGCCAGAGUCUAUGGUCUUCGAUCUUGAGCGAAGUGUCCACCCGCGCCAGGUCCAAGCUGCCGUCCGGCAAGAACAUUCUGGUGUUCGGUGAAGAUGGUUCUGGUAAAACAACUCUCAUGACCAAACUCCAAGGAGCAGAGCACGGCAAAAAAGGAAGAGGCUUAGAGUAUCUUUACCUCAGCGUUCAUGAUGAGGACCGUGAUGAUCACACGCGCUGCAAUGUAUGGAUUUUGGAUGGAGACCUUUACCACAAAGGCCUGCUGAAAUUUGCAGUUUCCGCUGAGUCUUUGCGGGAGACCCUGGUCAUUUUUGUUGCAGACAUGUCUAGACCUUGGACUAUAAUGGAAUCUCUACAGAAAUGGGCUAGUGUUUUACGGGAGCACAUUGACAAGAUGAAAAUUCCACCAGAGGAAAUGAGGGAUCUGGAACGGAAGUUUAUGAAAGAUUUUCAAGAUUAUAUCGAGCCUGAAGAAGGUUGUCAGGGUUCCCCACAGAGAAGAGGGCCUCUGACCUCAGGCUCAGAUGAAGACAAUGUUGCCCUCCCUCUGGGUGACAAUGUGCUGACUCAUAACCUGGGGAUCCCAGUGUUGGUUGUGUGCACAAAGUGUGAUGCAGUGAGCAUCUUGGAGAAGGAGCACGAUUACCGAGACGAGCACCUGGACUUCAUCCAGGCGCAUCUGCGGGGAUUCUGCCUCCAGUAUGGAGCUGCCUUGAUUUACACCUCAGUGAAGGAAGAGAAAAACCUUGACUUGCUGUAUAAGUACAUCGUUCAUAAAACAUACGGCUUCCACUUCACCAUACCCGCCUUAGUUGUGGAAAAGGACGCAGUUUUUAUACCUGCAGGAUGGGACAAUGAAAAGAAAAUAGCUAUUUUACAUGAAAAUUUUACAACCGUGAAGCCAGAAGAUGCAUAUGAAGAUUUUAUUGUAAAGCCUCCUGUGAGAAAGCUGGUCCAUGACAAAGAGUUGGCAGCUGAGGAUGAGCAGGUGUUCCUGAUGAAACAACAGUCACUCCUUGCCAAGCAGCCUGCCACGCCCACAAGAACCUCCGAAUCCCCUGCCAGAGGACCCUCUGGCUCUCCAAGGACGCAGGGUCGGGGUGGACCAGCUAGUGUACCAAGCGCCUCCCCAGGAACAUCAGUAAAGAAGCCAGAUCCAAACAUCAAAAAUAAUGCAGCAAGUGAAGGGGUAUUGGCCAGCUUCUUCAAUAGUCUCUUGAGUAAAAAGACAGGCUCUCCUGGAAGUCCCAGUGCUGGUGGAGUGCAGAGCACAACCAAGAAGUCAGGACAAAAGACUGUGUUGUCAAACGUUCAGGAAGAACUGGAUAGAAUGACUCGAAAACCAGACUCCAUGGUAACGAACUCUUCAACAGAAAACGAAGCCUGACCCUCCUUUGAAAGUGCAUAUGUCAAAUGACCAAAUACCUAUGUAUAUUCAUCUGAUAAGACCAGGAUUUUUCUGAUAUGGCACAUGCUAUCAGUUUUUGGGGUAGGGGAGAUGAACUUUAAAAAAAUACAUAUACUUCAUUGGCUUGUCCGAGUGUGAAGUGCACAUUUAGGAAGGUUAUGUGUCAGGCCCCUUGUUAGGGAUGUCCCUUGGACUCUUGGGCUGCGAUUCUCUUGUGGGAAGUAAGCGCAGCUGGGCUUGUAGAGUGGAGAGAGGAGGCCCACUUUCUGUCAGAGUGGAGCGAACGAGACUAGGAAGUCAGAUGGAUGGUUUGACCAGUUGCGUGUUAGCAAAUUCACUUGUUCUUGGGAAGCAGGUUAAGUAGCGGAAAGUCCAGGAAAGAGAAAGGUUCAAGAAGGACAAGAGAAGUGCUUGUGGGGAAGCUGAUGGUUGAAGGAGAUGGAGGAAGGAAGCAAGUGAGCGAGAGAUCGGCAUUAAUGAGUACGUACAUGCACAGUAGAAACCAAAUAGCAUCAGUUAAGACCUAACAAUUAGAAACAUUUCCAAGCUAAGCACUAAGCAGAAUGGGAACUGGACUUGUUCUGAUUGCAUCUUUAAGUUAUGGGAAAUGUGUUUUAUUUGUGGUGCCUCAGUAAGGUGGGCUGACUCGAGUGGUGAAGACCGCAGCUGCCCAGGACCCACAUGCUUGGCCCAGGCCAUGUCCCUUGUCCUUGAAAAGAUGCUGGGCUCUAUGCACAGGUAACCUGGGGCAGGCGGUCACUGUGUUAUGUUCAAAGUCAGCACAUACAAAAUUAGAUAUUUUAAAUAGUUCCUGUUCUGUUUUGUUUAAUUGUUACUUUAACUACCACAGGCUGGCAACUAAUAGAAAUGGGUGGUUGAUUGCUCAUUGGACCGUAUUGGCAAUGUCCUAUAGCAAGUUUGGGGGAAGUAUUUACUAUCACUGUAUUCUGGCUAUUUGGCUUGUGCCAGUUCCUGCCUUAGAGCCUGUGGUAACUUUCCCUGAUACAGAAAGGUUCUUUCUGUAGCUCCCUGGUCGAAUCGUUGCUGACAGACCGAAAAGUGGGUGCUUUAUGUGGAGAAUGGAAGGGGUAGGCUUGUGUUUGUCAUAAACUGUAGCGCUUCUCUUACAGGCGUGUGAGUUUUACAUGUCUUCCAUUAGGGGCAUGUUCAUGAACACUGUCAUGUCACACCACCAUGCUGAGGAUAACCUCUGUAGAUUGGAGAUAGCACUUUGAGUUUUCUGUGUGACACAGCACAUGUAAAUGCAAACACUACCAUGACUUUAUGUAUAAAAUAUUUGUCAUCCAAACCAAGGGGAAAAACCACAGUUCACUUCCGUGGAGUUUACUUUUUUUAUAUGAAUGUUUGUUGUUGUGUCUCGGCAUAAUGUUCCUAAUGUCAUUACAUACAUGCCAGAUUUGACUAACCACUAACGUAGUUCUGGGCGUAAGUUAACAUCUCGUUAUGUGACGAGGCUCCUCGACUGGGAGUCACUUUGUAAAGGUCGGAACACUGUUAAGGAGGAAGCAGCGUGCUAACUUGCCUCUCUAACAACAAAAAGAUGUUUCUUGUGCCGGUUUUACUAUUGAAAUAUAUUUUUUCCUUUUUUAAUUCAGUUUUUUUUGUUGUUGUUAUUUUGUUUUUAUUUUUUUAAACAUGCAUUGUGGCUUCAAAUGACCAGGUUGUCCAGGCGAUGACAGGAAGCUGACUGGAGUAGAAACUGUGGUGGAGGAUCACCUGAUCUCUGUAGCAGCCAGGGCAAAAUGAGUGACCUCAGAAACUAGGAAUUCUUGCAAAGACAUGUGCCUAAUAGUGUGACUUUUAAAUUUUGAUACAUUUAAAGUGUAUCAUUUGAAUGGCUAGGCACUUUUUGUGUUGGUGUCAGUUGUGCUCUAAUCAACAUGACUCUUGUAGAGGAGACUGAUGCAUGUUACUGUGUGCUCAGGAGUUACCAAAGUCACCAGCUUUGGGAAGCUUCCAGGUUCUUUAGGGGUUUGAGGAGAUGAGGUAAUUUUUAUUAUUUUAGGAUUCUCAAGCAUUGGAACCAAAGGCCAAAUAAUAAACAGCCUUUACUUUUUAAAGUAAAAUUAAUUUUAUUUGCAAGAAUACACUUGUAUGGUAGACUAUAACAGACAAUUUUAUGACUAUUUAUACACAUUAUAAUGAUUACCUCUGUUUGUCUUUAAAUGGAUAACUUUAAGUAAGCCCAACCUAAAAAUUAUAGCCCAAAUGAGGGCUAUGAAUUGGUCUUUCCUAAAAAUCCAACAGAUAUGCUGCUAGAUUAUUUUGUUUUAUUUGCACUUUUUUUUUUUUUUUCUUAAAUAACAGAGAGGGUUUCUUUGUAUUGCCCUGGCUGUCCUGGAACUCAUUCUGUAGACCAGGCUGCCCUCCAGAGAUCCGCCUGCUUUUGCCUCCCAAGUGCUGGGAUUGGCUUGUGCUACUAUGCACAGCUGCACCUUUUUUCUCUUUUACUUUUUUUUAAUUGGCGUUUUAAAACAGUAUUGAAACUGAAAAGACUGUCUUCUGAACUUGGUGAAGGUGAAAGUGACCUCUGUACAUCGUGACCUUAACAAUGCUGAUGCUGUAAGUGAAAGUUCACUGUUGUCUCUCUGCUAAGUUCAUUGGUGUUUUUAACCUAAAAUUAGGACUGCAGAUGAUCGCCCGCUAGCCUUAGUCCAGGAUGUGGCUCUGUCUGGGUGCAGUAUGCAGUCAUGUGGAACCUUGCUUUCUAGUGCUGGGGGGAAAGAUGUCUAACUACUGGCUUCAAUAAACAAGAAUCCAGACUGCUAA